UUAUUAUUUACGAGACUUGACAGUUCCUACUCCCGAAUUUAUAAAAUUGUGAUUUGUGAACCCAAAUAGGUUAGGUGAAAAAAAUCGUAAUGGGAGAUUCUAAUUAUAAGACAAAAGUUGUUACUGGCGAACAAAACCCAGUAUUAAAAAAAGCUGAAUUAGACUACAUGAAGAUUAUAGAGCAGAAGAAUCGCGAAAGAGUUCAAAAACUGCAACAAUUGGGAAGACGUAAUCGAAUGACGGGCUUUUCGAUUGGAGCAGGAGUUUUAGGUAUUUAUUUGUAUUCCAUCUUCGCUGUUAAGCAAGAAACUUUCUUGGACGAUUUUGAGGAGCCAGCAAAAGUCCAACAAUAAUGGCAGCAGCGAAACAAAUCGCGCAAAUAAGGCUUCCGCCGCUACCAAGUAUUAAAGACAUCAUUAGGUUAUACAAAUUACGAGCCUUGCGCGAGUUAUCUCAAAAUUU
Molecule: messenger RNA, 462 nt
Organism: Pieris napi
Lineage: Eukaryota; Metazoa; Arthropoda; Insecta; Lepidoptera; Pieridae
Gene: Ccdc56
Product: cytochrome c oxidase assembly factor 3, mitochondrial
Exons: 1
Coding region: 90-353 (87 amino acids)
Biological process (GO): mitochondrial respiratory chain complex IV assembly
Cellular component (GO): mitochondrial inner membrane
Source: RefSeq, a predicted model, not a curated record